Messenger RNA from Cyprinodon tularosa, 920 nucleotides. RefSeq names its product caspase-1-like. The transcript has 3 exons. NCBI's taxonomy places the organism in Eukaryota, Metazoa, Chordata, Actinopteri, Cyprinodontiformes, Cyprinodontidae. Bases 234 to 503 code for a protein of 89 amino acids. Gene Ontology annotation, biological process: regulation of apoptotic process; proteolysis. The record is from RefSeq and is a predicted model, not a curated record. Gene Ontology annotation, molecular function: cysteine-type endopeptidase activity.
UAAUUACUGCAGUGAUGAAAAAUAUGAGACAGUCUCUUUUGUACACAUACGUUACAUACAAUAUUUUAUGUUAAGUUUGAAAUAUAAGCAUAGUCCUAUAUAGCAAUGUACAUCCGUACAGCAGCCUUGAACUAUGCUCUAAUGAGCAGUAAACUUCUAGAGGUUAAUGUCUGUACAGUGCUGGGUGGAGUUAACUAAGACGACCAUUUCGAAACCAUCAUUGUUUUGCAGAAAUGGAAGCUGAUACAGUUAAAAACAUCAGGUCCAGCUUUGUGGACAAGGCCUCCAAAGAACUAAUAAAGCAGCUUCUGGAUGAUCUCCUGGAGGACGACAUCAUUAAUGAUGGGGAGAAGGACUCCAUACUGGAGGAGAACAAAACCCGAGCAGACAUGGCCCGAGCUCUCAUUGAUGCAGUGUGGAGGAAAGGAAAUGAAGCCAGCAGGCUGAUGAUAACUCACUUUCGCCAGAGAGAUCCUACUCUCUCUGCUGAGCUGAAUCUGUAACACCUCGGAGCAGCUGCUACGACUCUGGAGGAAAAGUGUCUAUUCAUCCCAGCUGCUGAUGCCCUGCAGAUUGAAGAGAGCAAUAUUUGUUUACAAGGAAAUGUCAUGUUGUUUCAAACCAAUAUGAUCGUGUUGCAAUAUCUUUCAUUUUCCUAAUGAUUUUAAAAUAGACAGACCACAUUUUUAAAUCAAGUUGUUCAGCUGACUGACACAAUGAAAAAAAUAAACUGAUAAAUGUUUAGAUAAAAUCUAAAUGCACUUCUGAAAAUGAUUAAAUGGUUUUCUUGAAAUGAACAAAUAUGUGUAGUUAUAGUUGUGAUAAAGGUACAUUCACUUACAGUAUAUUUCAAUCAGAGGUCUGUGGCUACUAUUUCUAAUAUAAAUCAGAAAAAUGGGUUUCCUUUAUGCUUUAUCGUU